GUCCUCCGAGCACACACACAUGCGUCUGACUUUGUAAGCUGCCGGCUGACACCAAUAGAGACUCCGGUACACAGACACACACAGUUGCAGGGAGUCCUUUUUAUAGUUGCUCUGCGGCAGGACGACCACUGGUAUGGCACGGUGUCCUCCGCUGACUCUGGUGUGUUUAUUUUUUCUUCUUUUUUUUUUUGCGUCCUGCUCUGCAGUUUACUUCUGCCCUGCCCAGGUCGUUGGCUUUUUGCCUCACAUGGGGGCGUUUUCAUUUCCUUGCCACCGGCAGCAACAUGCAACAUCCAGGGAGUUUUGUUGCUUUCCCGGCUCCUGCCUCACUGCAAUUAUAAUUUCCUUCUAAUUUCAUUUGUAAUAAAGUAAAAGGCCUCGCCACGGCUUGAGUCAUGCGGUGAUUAUGCAAAUUCUCUGAAAUCCAUUCGCCACACCCAAUCAUUUCCACAGCUCAUGACUGGGCUCUGUGUGGAAGAGAUCAUUUCCCAUGUAGACUCGACCAUGAAGGUUCUCGGGUGGCUUCUAUUGGUUUUGUAUUUGGGUGCAGUGAGGAGCGAAACAAACUGUACGGUGUGCUCUGCGUGGGUUGAUCGACCAGUUUGCGGCUUUAAUAAUCGAUGCUACACCAGUUUCAAGAGUUCCUGUGAGAUGGAAAUGAUGAACUGCAAGCUACCGGAUUCAUAUAGAUUUACAGAGGCGCCUUUCUAUGGUCACUGCUUUAGAUCCACUAUAAAAAAGUGCAAGGCCUAUGUCUUAUUAGAACAGCUGAAUAAAAUCGACAGCUCCGUUGAAAUGUUUGCUUAACAAUACUAAAACUUAAAUGUUAACAAAUAUUUAAGAAUAAUAAGA
Drosophila eugracilis is the source of this 852-nucleotide messenger RNA. RefSeq lists its product as uncharacterized. Lineage: Eukaryota; Metazoa; Arthropoda; Insecta; Diptera; Drosophilidae. The record is from RefSeq and is a predicted model, not a curated record. Bases 457 to 807 code for a protein of 116 amino acids. The transcript has 3 exons.